AUGGGUGUUGAAUUGAAGCAGGAGCCUGGGGAAUCAAAGCGUAAGUUAGAGGAUGAUGUUGCAAGUCAGGAUGUUAAAAGGCCAGUGAUUGUGCCUACCCGCAAGGCUCAAAUACAUUAUACUCCAUUGAAGACUGGUAUAUGUUAUGACGUGAGGAUGCGUUACCAUGCGAAAAUCUUCACUUCAUAUUUCGAGUACAUUGAUCCACAUCCAGAGGAUCCCAGGAGAAUAUACCGUAUUUACAAAAUUCUGGCGGAGAAUGGGUUGAUAAAUGAUCCUACCCUUAGCGGUGUUAACGAUAUUGGUGAUUUAAUGUUGAAGAUACCUAUUAGAGCAGCUACAGCUGAAGAGAUCCUAGAAGUGCACUCGAAGGAGCACUUGGAAUUUAUAGAAAAGACGGAAAAGAUGAAUCGUGAGGAGUUGCUGAAGGAAACGGAGAAAGGAGAUUCUGUAUAUUUUAAUAACGACUCGUAUGCUACUUCGAGGUUACCAUGUGGAGGUGCAAUUGAGGCAUGUAAAGCUGUGGUGGAAGGUAGGGUUAAGAACUCACUGGCUGUGGUUAGACCACCUGGUCAUCAUGCUGAGCCUGAAGCUGCAGGUGGGUUUUGUUUGUUCUCUAAUGUAGCGGUGGCCGCUAAAAACAUUUUAAAAAAUUACCCUGAGAGUGUACGCAGAAUACUGAUUCUGGAUUGGGACGUUCAUCAUGGUAAUGGUACUCAGAAGGCAUUUUAUGACGAUGAUAGAGUUUUAUAUAUAUCACUUCACAGAUUCGAGCUGGGCAAGUAUUAUCCAGGUACAAUUCAAGGGCAGUAUGAUCAGAUAGGUGAAGGUAAAGGUAAAGGUUUUAAUUGUAAUAUUACAUGGCCAGUUGGAGGUGUUGGUGACGCGGAAUACAUGUGGGCUUUUGAACAAGUAGUCAUGCCAAUGGGAAGAGAAUUCCAACCAGAUUUGGUGAUCAUAUCGUCUGGUUUUGAUGCAGCAGAUGGUGAUACAAUCGGCCAAUGCCACGUUACUCCUAGCUGUUAUGGGCAUAUGACACAUAUGUUGAAAUCUCUGGCAAGAGGUAAUUUAUGUGUUGUCUUGGAAGGUGGUUAUAACCUAGAUGCAAUUGCCAUCAGUGCCCUCUCUGUAGCAAAGAUAUUAAUAGGAGAACCACCAGAUGAGUUACCAGAUCCUCUGAGAGAACCUAAAGCUGAAGCUUUGGAAAUAAUAGAUAAAGUUAUCAGCUUACAAUCUAAGUAUUGGAAAUGUUUUGGAAAAAGAUAUGGUAAUUUAGGACUUCCAUCCGAAAAUGUCGUCAAAGCUCUGAUGAUGUCAAAGAGUUUUCCUUUACAGACUGCUAUUCGCCAAGAGCAAUUCCAUCAGCUUUCUGAAGAUUUUGGAUUUGUAACACUACCACUCCUUAAUAUGGAAGUUCCACAAGAUAGCGUCAUCUGUUCACCUAAUUUAUUUAAUGAAACUACUAUUUUGGUUGUUGUACAUGAUACACCAGAAAUAUGGGCCAAGAGAAAUGUUAUUACUGGUACAAUUGACCCAUCAACAUCUCUGGUUGUUGAUUCAGGAGCCGAAUUUAUUAAAUGGGGAUUAGAAAGAAAGUAUGGUAUUAUGGAUAUCAAUAUCCCUCAAUCUCUAUUUGAACAAGAAAAUUAUACUGCUGUGUUGACAUCGCAAGAGAUAUUGAUAUAUAUAUGGGACAAUUAUCUGAAGUUUUUUCCUUCUUUAACUAAGGUGGCCUUUAUUGGUAUUGGUGAUGCUUCAGCAGGAAUCGUUCAUUUACUUGGUCACAGAGAUACAAGAAGUGUUGUCAAAUCGGUCGUUAGUUUCAUUGGUAAAAAAUCAUUGAAACCUUUAGUCCCAUUAGUGAACGAAUCACUGGGAGAUUGGUACUUUAAGAAUUCUUUAGUUUUUACAGAUCAUAGCCACAGCUGUUGGGGAGACAAUGAAAAUAGGAAGCCUAGAAAGAAGUUUGGACGUGUGUUAAGGUGUGACGCCGAAGGAAUGAAUAACAUCAUAGAAGAAAGACUUGAGGAAUCUACAGAUUUCAUCUUAGAUUCUUUCGAAGAAUGGAGUGACAGUGAAUGA
This is a messenger RNA of Nakaseomyces glabratus, 2082 nucleotides long. RefSeq names its product histone deacetylase HDA1 (gene HDA1). Gene Ontology annotation, molecular function: transcription factor binding; histone deacetylase activity. Gene Ontology annotation, biological process: negative regulation of transcription by RNA polymerase II. The record is from RefSeq and is a predicted model, not a curated record. Gene Ontology annotation, cellular component: histone deacetylase complex. NCBI's taxonomy places the organism in Eukaryota, Fungi, Ascomycota, Saccharomycetes, Saccharomycetales, Saccharomycetaceae.